AGGUCCCACUACGACGUCGUUUGUGAUGUAACAAUAAAGCAAAAUCUCGUUGAAGAGAGAGUAGUAGAGUACAGAAAAACGCCUCCCGGGUUGUCCUUCUGAAACACAGCGAUGGCGGCGAGAAAUGCUCUGCUUCGAUACCUUAGAGUCAACGCCAAUCCAUCGCCUGCACUCCCUUCGAGCUCUGUACUUCUUCGUCGUUUCUCGGAGGAAGUAAGAGGAUCGUUUCUAGACAAAUCUGACGUGACAGAUCGCGUUAUCUCUGUCGUCAAAAACUUUCAAAGAGUCGAUCCCUCAAAGGUAACACCAAAAGCCCAUUUUAUUAACGAUCUCGGGUUAGACAGUUUGGACAAUGUGGAGGUUGUGAUGGCAUUGGAGGAAGAGUUUGGGUUUGAGAUCCCUGAUAAUGAUGCUGACAAGAUCCAGUCCGUUGAUCUUGCUGUUGACUUUAUCGCUUCUCAUCCUCAGGCUACGUAAGAAGAGAUUCAAAACUCUUUCAAUGUCAUGCAUCAUGCCUCCAGCUGUGUCUACAGAUUUUGAUUAGCCUUAAUAAGAACAGAAACAAACAUGUUUUUUUUUUUUGCUUUCAUAAGUAUCUGAUGUGUUCCUCCUGCAUGAUUUUACGAGAUCUUUCAAGAAACUUUGUUUUUCUUGAUAUUCUUAUCAAAUAUAAUUCAUCAGACACUCGUUCCA
This is a messenger RNA of Brassica napus (rape), 693 nucleotides long. RefSeq names its product acyl carrier protein 2, mitochondrial-like. The coding region runs from base 112 to 477 and encodes 121 amino acids. Gene Ontology annotation, molecular function: acyl carrier activity; acyl binding. Gene Ontology annotation, cellular component: mitochondrion. The record is from RefSeq and is a predicted model, not a curated record. The transcript has 2 exons. Lineage: Eukaryota; Viridiplantae; Streptophyta; Magnoliopsida; Brassicales; Brassicaceae. Gene Ontology annotation, biological process: fatty acid biosynthetic process.